Molecule: messenger RNA, 873 nt
Organism: Ceratotherium simum simum (southern white rhinoceros)
Lineage: Eukaryota; Metazoa; Chordata; Mammalia; Perissodactyla; Rhinocerotidae
Source: RefSeq, a predicted model, not a curated record
GUCGUAGUAGGAAAGAUUCUGGGCGCGUCGAGAGGCGUGGCUUGUAGUCCUCCGAGGAAAGCACGCGGAGGACGAGGUUCUGCGAGGAGAGAGGUUGAGAGUAGUCUGGGAAGUGUAGUCCAGCUGGCCUGGCAGAAGAGUCGUAGUGGGCGCCGAGGUUCUGGGAAGGGGCUGAGCAGCCUUGAAAAGAGACUGUGACUGUGCCUUUUAACUCUGUAGCUGGAGCACAAGAAGUGUUUGUUUAAUGAAUGACAUAUCCAUUUAGGACCUACUUAGAUCCUUAGGACAACUCUGUGAAUUGCAGCUAAUAGUUCACUGGGUCUGGCCUUUGAUGUUGAUUUCAACAUGCUGCGACGAAAACCAACCCGCCUGGAGCUGAAGCUUGAUGACAUUGAGGAGUUUGAGAGCAUUCGAAAGGACCUGGAGAACCGUAAGAAACAAAAGGAGGAUGUGGAAGUUGUCGGAGGCAGUGAUGGAGAAGGCACCAUUGGGCUCAGCAGUGACCCCAAGAGCCGGGAACAAAUGAUUAAUGAUCGAAUUGGUUAUAAACCCCAACCCAAGCCCAACAAUCGUUCAUCUCAAUUUGGAAGCUUUGAAUUUUAGAGGUGGAUUAUCUUGUGUGCCAGAGCCCUGGAAUGGAGUAAAAUGAUGGCAGAAGUACAAACAAGAUUUGGAGAAUCGAGUGCUUGUAGUCAAGCAGACUGUUUGACCUCCUGCAGAGAGAAAUAGUUCUGCAUGAGAUUAUCAAUGCUUAAUUUGCACUCUAAGCUGAAAUCCAAACUCGUUUGUCUCUGGAAAAUUUGACUCUGUAAAACUUGUCUGAUUUUUGUUUUUAAAAAUAAAUAUAUUUUUAGAAAAGUGUGGACAUCCUUA